AGGGCCGCGCCGGGGCAGAGCCGCGCGGGCGGGCGGAGGCGCGCGGCGGCCGUAGGAGCUCGGGUCGCCGCCGCUCGCCGCGCACGUGUGGCCGCUGCCGUGCGCCGAGCUCACGCCCUGCGGCUGCUUUGUUGCCUCCGGGCCGCCAGCACCAUGCACACGCCGGGCUCCGCGGGCCCGGGCGACGCGCGCGCGGUUGACAUCGUGGACAUAUGCGAGUCAAUCCUGGAAAGGAAGCGGCAUGACAGCGAACGGUCUACAUGCAGCAUCUUGGAGCAGAACGACAUUGAAGCUGUCGAGGCUCUUGUUUGCAUGAGCUCCUGGGGUCAAAGAUCCCAGAAAGGUGACCUAUUAAAGAUAAGGCCUCUCACACCUGUCUCCGACUCUGGGGAUGUCACCACCACUGUGCAUGUGGGCGCAGCUGCCCCUGAGCUACCAAAGGACUUCGAUUCUUUAUCGACUCUGUGCAUGACUCCUCCUCAGAGCCCUGACCUCGUGGAGCCAUCGACGGGGAUCCUUGUUCCUUCCCAAGUAAUUGAUCCCAAAGCAGGCAUGGUCAUCGCCAUUCCCCCAGCCUCUGCUGGGGCAGCCAAGGUGCUGAGGAGGAAGGCAGAGACGGGCCUGCCUGGGGUGAAGCCACAGCUGCUGGAGCCAGCCCCCAGGCCCCCGUGCAGGGCCAUGGUGAUGAGUGUCAUCCGCCACACUGGGCAGAGUGUUGCUCCUGCGCACAUUCCUGCCACGCAGACUCAAGAAUGCCGACUUUCAGACGGCAGGCAAGGAGAAGCACAAUUUCUGGGACGUAUUGAAGCUUUGCAGGACGCACACCUCACAGACAGUUUACUCAGCAUUAACUCGGAGUCUUGUCAGCCUUGCUCGCACAAGUCUGGUGGCCUGAUCCCCACUGACAAAGGCCAGCAGGCAGGGUGGCCCAUUGCAGUUCAAACUUGCUCACCAAAGAAUUAUGAAAAUGACUUGCCAAGGAAAGCCACCCCUCUGAUUUCUGUCCCUAUCUCCAGUGCCCCUCUCCUUUGCCAAAUGGUCCCUGUGACUGGACAAAGUGGCAUGUUACCAGCUUUUUUGAAGCCACCUUCCCAACCGUCUGUGGUGACUGUCAAACCCAUCCUACCCUACGCUGCUCCAGUGCCCCAGCCUGUGUUCGUGGGACCGUCUGUGCCUCAGGGAACUGUGAUGCUGGUUCUGCCCCAGGGCGCUCUCCCUCAACCUGCCACCUGUUCAUCGAGUGUAAUGGCUGUUGGGAAUACCAAGUUAUUGCCCCUUGCCCCUGCUCCAGUGUUCAUUGCCUCCAGUCAAAACUGUGCCCCUCAGGUAGACUUUUCCCGAAGGAGGAACUAUGUUUGCAACUUCACAGGCUGCCGGAAAACCUACUUCAAAAGUUCCCACCUCAAGGCUCAUCUUCGGACUCACACAGGAGAGAAGCCUUUCAGCUGUAGCUGGGACGGCUGUGAUAAGAAGUUUGCUCGUUCAGAUGAACUCUCUCGCCACCGCAGAACGCACACCGGGGAGAAGAAGUUUGUGUGCCCUGUGUGUGAUCGGCGUUUCAUGCGCAGUGACCACCUGACGAAGCACGCCCGACGCCACAUGACCACCAAGAAGGUCCCUGGCUGGCAGGCAGAGGUCGGCAAGCUGAACAGAAUUGCCUGUGCGGAGAGGGCUGGGAGCCCACUGGUGAGCAUGCCAGCCUCCGCCUGAAAGGUCGGCCAGGGAAUUGCCCAUAGGGACUUUAAAAAGCCUUUUGUCAGGAAUGGAACUGAUGGUUUCCCUCAAAACAAAACAAAACCAUGUCUUGGGGGCUAGGGGAAAGUGGAGAGCUGGUUCUGAUGAAAGUAUGUUAACUUUCUUUUUUGGUUGGGACCCUGUUCAAUAUCUUUUGUAGUUUCAGAAGUUUUUUUUAAGGAAAUGGAAGAAAAUUUCAUGAUCUAAAUCACCAGCAUUCAGGCAAACAUUUUGGCAAUAAAUUUUGCAAAAUCUGGAUUUUUACAACCUUUCUAUUCAUGUUUUGUAGAAAUGAGACAGGGUACUAAUUUUUAUACUGUUUUUUAUUAAAAUGUUUAUAUUGUUGGUGCUCAUGUCACCAAUUUCUAGAUAGAUGAUUUUACAAUCUUCUUUUCAGUGUUUAAAAACGUUUUUAAAUAACCCUACUUUUAGUAAACUUGGCACAUUAUUCAGCCAAAAAGAAAUCACAAGUUUGUAAUCAGGCCUUUUAGAUCUAAGAAUUUUUUAUAAUCAGAACUGGUUGAAUAGAGGCCUCUUAAAGAAAUGGGGAAGAAAACUUUGCAGUCAGCUUCUUCAUAACAUUUUCAGGGGAAUUUCCAGGCAACCAUUCCAUUAAGGCUGUAGCCCAAGGAAUUAAAAUUUUGGUAAAGCAGAACUGGUCACCUGUGUCCAUGGUGUGACUUGUGAGGGAUGUACCCCAGUGGAUAACUUAAAAUACGCGGUAGAUACCUGGUGAGCAGGGAGCUGCUGUAGGAUCUGAGUGUCUGUGCUCUGCCGGGAGCAAACCAUUCAGUUUCCUGUUUGUACCUCAAACACCAAAAAAAGAUAAUGUAAGCACUCAAAUCCAGCUGCUUUGUCAAUUGUCAGUUGACUUCCUUUGCUGUGGCCUUAUCCAUAGUAUUUUGUGGGUUGAGUAACUUCUUAGAGAAAAAGGAAAUGCCCUUAUUGGUUGGAGGAACUUUCUACCAAAGUGCAGCUUACCUGAGGUGAAGUGUACAUGCACACAGUCCAGCUGCUGUGUUCUGAUUCCUUAUUUAUUAAGUAUUAAGAACUACAGGAAAAGCAAGUUGUGCUGAAUGGCAGUGACGCUACCCGUCUGCCGUUUCUUUCAUGUUGUUUGAAGGAAGUUGUUUUGAUCACACAGAAAAUUACUUGGAAUGGGGUGUUUUGCCAUCUGCCUAGAAAAUAGACCGUGAGCACCCCUUUGAAGCUGUGUGAGCACAGGCCCUAGCUCUGCAGAGACUGCGCCCGUGGCGUCCAGGGUGCUGCUGAGAUGGCUUUUGUUAGGCGGCAUGUGGAAUCCAGGCACCAGAACCCGUGUGAGGAACAUACGGAUGUUGUGCUGCUUUGUGAGCCUGGGAUGGUUUUCGUUGUGCCCUAUGUCUUUAGGUUUUGUCUCUGCCUCUUAGUCAUUGGCAUUUACCUUUCUUCAAAUGAUGGUAAGGUGAAAUAGUGGAUAAGUACAAUUAGGUUUUGUGUUCAGGUCUUUUUGGUCCCCCAGCCCUCACCUGCUCAUUCACUGUAUGUUACUUGAUGCCCAGUGAGUUGCCCUUUAGCAUCAACUGCUGAUUGACACAUUGACACCCAGGUGUGUAAGUGCGGCUGUAUGUAGAGGCAGCACUCAUGUUUUUGGACACUUCCAUAGCUGAGUGUUCCUACUGGUCAUGAGACGUAACGUGAGUUACAAGAAAACCGUAAUUAAAUGUAUAUAGCUCGUGUUUCCCCAUCACCCAGUCCUUUGUUCAUAUCUUAGAUCACCAUAAACAUUUCUGACUAUGUGUAUGCCAUCAAUGGCAUUAAAUUUGGAUUUUUUUAAUUAUACAAAAUAAUGUUAGUCCUACUAAUGUUCUCGUGCAUAAUACAAGGUCUUUGAAUAUUCAGUUGCUUGUCACAUUGAACGUUAUUUUCUGAGCGAUGUUGUUUCUGAACAAUAGACAUGUUAAAAGUGGUUUGACUUACACUUCCAUUUCCUCAUUAGAUUUGGAAAUACCUUCUGUAAACAACUUGUUUUUGCCCUCUGUUUGUCGAUUGAAAGAUUAUAAGUUGGGAAACAGUAUCGUCUGAAAAAUGCUAUGCUGAGACCCAGAAGCCUUGUGGUGGUUGUAGCGUGGAGCCCUCCGCUGGCAGCUCUGGGUGUAAGAGCAGAGAGCGUGCGCAGGUCCCGCAGUGCACUUUAUUGCCUGAGCAGUUUGCUUGAUUUUUUUUUUUUGACUUUGAGCCUUUUAAGUAGUUUCAGUAAUAAAGUUUAAAGUGUUUCAGAAAUACAUUUUAUGUAACAGAUUUUGAUUUAUUAUUUAAAUGAGUAUGAGGGAUGUAACUUUUUCCUUUGAAUCAUAUAAAACUUUUUGAUUUGCAAA
This is a messenger RNA of Equus quagga, 4091 nucleotides long. RefSeq names its product KLF transcription factor 11 (gene KLF11). The coding region runs from base 154 to 1710 and encodes 518 amino acids. The record is from RefSeq and is a predicted model, not a curated record. The transcript has 4 exons. NCBI's taxonomy places the organism in Eukaryota, Metazoa, Chordata, Mammalia, Perissodactyla, Equidae. Gene Ontology annotation, biological process: regulation of transcription by RNA polymerase II. Gene Ontology annotation, molecular function: DNA-binding transcription factor activity, RNA polymerase II-specific; RNA polymerase II cis-regulatory region sequence-specific DNA binding.